AUGGCGAACCCAAAUGCGACCCCGGCAUCUCCGCUCGAGGAGCAGCCAACUAUUGGUCUUAUUGGCAUGGGAGAAAUGGGGAAGAUGUAUGCCAGACACCUCAGCGCUGCUGGUUGGAAGAAGAUACAUGUCUGCGAUCUUCCACAAAAGUACGAAGCCUUGAAGCACGAGCUUGCCGAAAUGCCCGGGAUUGUGGUUCUCAGAGACGGACAUCUCGUCUCAAGAUCGUCAGAUUUCAUUAUAUAUUCUGUAGAGGCGGAAUACAUUGACAAAGUCGUAAAGGAGUAUGGGCCGUCGACAAAAUUAGGCGCCAUCGUCGCCGGUCAGACGUCCGUCAAAGCCCCGGAAAGGGCCGCCUUCGAGAGCUACCUUCCUGAAGAUGUUCAUAUCGUUUCCUGUCACUCACUACAUGGGCCGACAGUACCUCCACUGGGGCAACCUCUGGUUCUCAUUCAUCACCGAGGGCCCGACUGGGCUUUGACCCUCGUUGAGAACAUUCUACGACCGCUCAGAUCUCGCUUCGUAUACAUGUCCUUCGAGGAGCAUGAUAGUGUCACUGCAAAUACCCAGGCUGUCACGCAUGCCGCCUUUCUCAGCAUGGGGACCGCAUGGAGGAACUGCGGUAGUUAUCCAUGGGAACAGCCUGAGGGACGCUACGUGGGUGGAAUAGAGACAGUAAAGGUCAAUAUUAUGCAUCGCAUCUAUGCCAACAAGUGGCAUAUCUAUGCUGGGCUGGCAAUUCUCAAUCCAAGUGCGAAAGUGCAGAUCGAGCAGUAUGCCAAGAGUGCCACUGAGCUCUUCAAGCUCAUGCUAGAAACCAAAGAGGCAGAGCUACGAGGGCGUGUAUACAGGGCAAGGGACACCGUGUUCCGUGAUGCACCAAGGACGCGCCCAAUAUUACUUAGCGAGAAUCUACUCGACCGAUUCAGCCUGGGGACGUCUCGGGAGAAUUUACAUGAUGUUCCCCAGGAGGAUCAUCGAGAGCAAACCGCGCGUCUUCCUCCCAAUGCUAACUCGCACCUUAGCCUUCUCGCAAUGGUGGACUGCUGGGCCACGCUCUCUAUCAACCCGUUUGCAGAUCUCGAAGUCGCUGCGACGCCCAUCUUCCGCAUGUGGAUUGGUGUCGCCGAAUACCUAUUUCGAUCUCGUGAGCGGCUGGAUGCAGCACUUGACGCAGCGCUGUGGGACACUACGCAUCGCUCAGACGACCUCGAGUUCAUCGUCGCAGCACGGGGAUGGAGCCAAUGCGUGUCCUUUGGCAACUUUGAUCUCUACAGACGUCGCUUCGAGAAGACGGCUAGUUUCUUCAAGCCGCGCUUUGCACAAGCGCAAACGCUCGCCUCGAAGAUGAUAACAGCCAUCCUUGAAGAGGGAAAUAGCAGUUGA
Messenger RNA from Serendipita indica DSM 11827, 1386 nucleotides. Lineage: Eukaryota; Fungi; Basidiomycota; Agaricomycetes; Sebacinales; Serendipitaceae. The record is from the annotation of a GenBank genome assembly.